This is a messenger RNA of Selaginella moellendorffii, 786 nucleotides long. RefSeq names its product cyclin-dependent protein kinase inhibitor SMR3. The transcript has a single exon. The coding region runs from base 138 to 503 and encodes 121 amino acids. Gene Ontology annotation, biological process: regulation of DNA endoreduplication. Lineage: Eukaryota; Viridiplantae; Streptophyta; Lycopodiopsida; Selaginellales; Selaginellaceae. The record is from RefSeq and is a predicted model, not a curated record.
UUCUCGAAGCUUUUUGCGAGGGCGGCAAAGCUUUUCAAGUGUCUCUCUCUCGGGCAGCAGUCGCCGACAAGAGCUCCAUUCCAUCCAGGUAUCGAGCACUCGGAUAGCGACCGCUAGGGCAGCGAGCGAGGAAGAGUAUGGCGCCUAUUCCAUCGGGCUGUGCUCCAGUGUCCACCGUCUAUCGCCAGAAGUCGUGGGACGAGGAGUUUGUGAGGAGGCUACGCAGUGAGGGGGGGAACAGCUUCAGCAACAGCAAAUGCAGCAGCGGCGCAGCGAUUCCAGAAUCGGGCGGUGGCAAUCAUCACGAUCAGCUGGGCGAUCACGAGGAUGGCUGCAAGACACCCAAGUCGCGGCAAUACAGGUUGCCCGAGGAUGCUCUCGUGUGCCCACCGGCGCCCAAGAAGCCACACUUGCAAAGACGGUUUUUGCCGCCAGCCGCCGCCUACUUUACUUCGCCCGAGCUGGAUCUCUUCUUCAACCAGCUCGAGAUCAUUGCCAAGUGAGUGUGGGCUUCGGGAGCGAGCGCGCAGGACAGAAGAAAAUUGAAAUUUUGAGAGGGGGGAAGUAAGUAGUACAUCAUCCAGUGUUGUAGAUAUAUACGAUUCCUACCUUGGCCGAUGCAGAGGAGCACUAUAAGUAGAUAGAUUGAAGUUUUUCCAGCAGCCAUCCUUCGAUAAACGCAAGUGGUAGUGUAGUUGUAGUUUUGGCUUGAUUUUCUCACAGAACUAUGGUAUGUACAAAGAGAUGCUCUGAAGGAUUAAUGAGAAACUAAGAACUUUCUAGCUU